Punctularia strigosozonata HHB-11173 SS5 is the source of this 1257-nucleotide messenger RNA. RefSeq lists its product as uncharacterized. Lineage: Eukaryota; Fungi; Basidiomycota; Agaricomycetes; Corticiales; Punctulariaceae. The record is from RefSeq and is a predicted model, not a curated record. Bases 1 to 1257 code for a protein of 418 amino acids. The transcript has 2 exons.
AUGGCCACGAAGUAUGAAUCGCCCGUGGACCUGAUACACGACGCCUAUCGACGACUUGAUCAUGAACAGCUUGUCUUUUUCCUCGAAGUCCGGCAACUGCCCACUUCAGGCAACGAUGCAGAACUCGCAGCCCGUCUCGCUCAGUUUGACCUGACUGCCUACAAGAUAGAACGCAAGCUGGAGAACAUCACGAUCGUCGAGGAUCCAUCUGCUUCGACGUCUCUGCCGCUCAGUCCGCCCGACUCCGCCGUAACCCGCCCUCGCACGUUGACCCAUCUCGAUUUCCCGGUCGAAAUCCUCGCUGAGAUCAUGGAUCACGUCAAUGACUGGGAACUCGCAAAGGCCGUCGGUAUACCCACAUCUCUUCCCAGACCCCAGGAAUGGACCCGCGCAUCUUCUACUGAUGAAGCUAUGCUGUCAGGCUUCCUUCCCGUCCUCCGAGCUGCGAACCCUGCACAAACCCCUCCUACGAAAAUCGGCGCUACUCUCGCCAUUCGCUUCGGCUACGUCAACGUUCUGGAGUACUUCCUGAUACAUCAUCGACCCAUCUUCACCUCCCUCUUCCAAGGCGCCAUUAUACCCAUCACCGCUUCAUUCCACGGCCGCACACACGUUCUCUCCUGGUGGAGGCGUGCUUCUGAACAGGACCAUAACCGGGACGUCCUCCCUACACUUACUCCAUCAUGCGUUGCGGAAUGCGUCGACGGCGCGUCGCGGAACGGACAAGUUUUAUCGCUCGACUGGUGGCUCGCCUCGGGAAUACCGCUCGAGUAUACCGACACUGCUCUGGAAUACGCAAGCGCGCGCAACCACAUUCCUGUGCUCGAGUGGUGGCGUCAGACGAAGCUGCCGUUGAAGAUUGGGCGCGUUAUGGAUAUGGCCAGCACGGCCGGGCACGUCGGCGUGCUCGAGUGGUGGUUCCGGUACGAGCAUGACAUCCAUUACGAUAAGCAGGCGCUGUACCAUGCCAGCUGCCACGGCAAGGUCGAGGUGCUGCAGUGGUGGCUCAACAGCGGCCUGCAGCUCAUGUUCGACCAGGACGUGCUCGUCGGGGCGACGAAGCACAAUCGGCCGGAGGUGUUGGAGUGGUGGGACAGGAGUGGGCUGCCGGUGCAGUACCGCAUGUGCGACAUAGAGGAGGCGUUGGAGGACGCGAUCGGCGGCGGGGAGGCGGCGAGGGAUUGGUGGUUGCGAAAGGGUGUGGACUUCAACACGAACGAUAAGGAAUGGAUGAAACUGCAGUACUUGAACCCUUGA